AUGCGAUUAGAUGGGGAUGUCCAAGACAUUGACAGCGUUUCCGACGACGACACGAACGAUCUAUACAACUCAGUGAUCGACUUUCCAGACACAUGCCAAGCCAGUGCACGCUACACAGGCCCAAGAAAGCUUCUGGAGCAGGCAGCCCAAGACACCAGAUAUAGUAGCAAAUAUCAUCGAUCUCAUUCGUUCAAGGGAGGAGGAACAAGUUCUCAUGUUCGCCAAUUCGACAAUCUAAGACAACAUCGCUCUGCUGUAAACGCUGAGGGUAUCCCAAACUACGGUUUGACGUUCCCCAACUACGAAGAAGGUCCUUGUCUUGAACUGGGCGAACUCGUCAGGUGCUGGAGCAUAAGUCAUGCCCUACACUCUUAG
This is a messenger RNA of Letharia columbiana, 375 nucleotides long. RefSeq lists its product as uncharacterized. Bases 1 to 375 code for a protein of 124 amino acids. The transcript has 2 exons. The record is from RefSeq and is a predicted model, not a curated record. NCBI's taxonomy places the organism in Eukaryota, Fungi, Ascomycota, Lecanoromycetes, Lecanorales, Parmeliaceae.